CUGACAAGAACCAAGAUUUCAUUGUCUUCUAUGGCCAACCACUUGCAGUUCGUCUUCUUCAUCUUGGCCUCGUUUGUUCUGUGUGUCAAAUCAAAUCAGGUUCCAGAGUCUUAUGUGGUGUACAUGGGGAGCAUUAAGGAAGAAACAAAUCCAGAAGCCAUACAAGCAGAUCACUUGCAAAUGCUAUCGUCCAUCAUUCCAAGUGAGGAGAAAGAAAGAGUAUCACUAAUACAAAGCUAUCAUCAUGCACUCCAGGGAUUCACAGCCAUGCUAACUGAAAAAGAAGCUACUCUAUUAUCUGGCCAUGAUGGAGUGUUAUCAGUGUUCCGGGAUCGAAUUCUUCAACUCCAUACUACACGUUCUUGGGAUUUCCUAGAAAAGGAAUCAGGUCUCCGAUCUGAGCGACUGAAGCAGAGAGCUUCAAGUGAUAUUAUAAUCGGCAUUGUCGACACGGGGAUUUGGCCAGAAUCACCCAGUUUCAGUGAUGCAGGAAUGGGGAAAAUCCCUUCUAGGUGGAAGGGGAUCUGUAUGGAAGGAUCUGACUUUAAAAAAUCCAACUGUAACAGGAAGCUUAUAGGGGCAAGAUUCUACAACAACCCACCUGAUUCAAUACAAUCACCAUCCAACAGCUCCCACAUCUAUGGUAUAACUUCCUUCGGAUCUCCAAGGGAUUCUGUAGGCCAUGGGACACAUACAUCAUCCACUGCUGCAGGCUCAACAGUAAUGAACGCUGGCUAUUAUGGCCUUGCACAAGGAGUAGCCAAGGGUGGUUCUCCUUCUAGUAGGCUUGCAAUGUACAAGGCAUGCUCGCUGGGAGGAUGUGCUAGCUCUGCUGUGCUAAAAGCCAUCGACGAUGCCAUUUACGAUGGAGUUGAUAUAAUCUCAAUAUCCAUAGGAAUGAGCUCUGCAUUCCAGUCGGACUUCCUGAGUGAUCCCAUAGCCAUUGGUGCCUUCCAUGCUAAUAAGAGGGGAAUUUUGGUUGUUUGUUCUGGUGGGAACGAUGGACCAGAUCCUUUUACUGUGGUCAAUUCAGCUCCGUGGAUCCUCACUGUCGCAGCUUCUAGCAUCGAUAGAAGUUUCCAGUCCAGCAUUGUUCUUGGCAAUGGAAUUGCUCUGAAAGGAUCUGCCAUAAACUUUUCCAACCUCAGUCGAUCAGAAUCAUUUCCACUCAUCUUCGGUGGGGAUGCAGCGGCGGAGUCCACUCCAGUAUCAGAAGCAAGCAAUUGCUAUCCUGGAUCAUUGGACACUGAAAAGGCUGCUGGAAAGAUAAUCAUAUGCGUUGACAGUGAUCCGACCGUGACGAGGCGAGUAAAGAAGUUGGUAGCUGAAGGGGCUCAAGCUGAGGGUUUGGUCCUAAUUGAUGAAGCUGAGAAAGGGGUGCCAUUUGAUUCUGGUAGCUACCCUUUCUCACAAGUUGGGAAUGACGCCGGAGUUCAGAUACUUAAGUACAUAAACUAUACCAAGAAGCCAACGGCUGUCAUUCUUCCAACAGAGGAUGUUGAGGGGUUUAAACCAGCACCAGUUGUCGCAUACUUCUCAGCCAGAGGUCCUGGAGGGCUCACAGAAGCCAUUCUAAAGCCUGAUCUGAUGGCUCCUGGAGUCGGCAUCGUUGCAGCAUCCAUUCCCACCGUUGACAUUGGAGACAUUCCUGCUGGAAAGAAGCCAUCAAACUUUGCCAUCAAGUCGGGAACCUCGAUGGCUUGCCCUCAUGUUGCCGGUGCUGCGGCUUUCAUAAAAUCAGCCCAUCCAAGAUGGUCUCCUUCCAUGAUAAGAUCAGCACUUAUGACAACAGCGACUACAACCAACAAUCUUGGAAAGCCACUGACAGCCCACUCAGGAGCCAACGCAAGUUAUCUUGACAUGGGGGCAGGAGAAGUAAGCCCACUAAGAGCGCUGAGCCCAGGCCUGGUCUUUGAGACCACAACAGAAGACUACUUGUAUUUCCUCUGCUACUAUGGCUACAAAGAUCAAGUCGUAAGGUCUCUCUCCGGCAACAAUUUUAGCUGCCCAGGUAACCAGCCCUCACCAGACCUCAUCUCCAGCCUCAACUACCCUUCCAUCUCCAUUGCCAGGCUCGACAGCAAACAAGCAGGGAGGACAGUCAGUAGGACCGUAACCAAUGUUGGACCAGCAAAUUCCACAUACUUUGCUACUGUCGAUGCACCAAGUGGAUUCAUGGUCAAGGUCUCACCUGAGAAGUUGGUUUUCACUAGGAGAUGGAUGAAGGCUUCCUAUGAGGUCACUUUUCAUGUUAAGGAUGCAACCAAGGGAUACGGAUUUGGAUCUGUGACAUGGUCUGAUGGAGCACACUCAGUUCGAACAGUUUUUGCUGUCCAUGUUGUGUGAUUUUUG
Messenger RNA from Elaeis guineensis (African oil palm), 2352 nucleotides. RefSeq names its product CO(2)-response secreted protease. Gene Ontology annotation, molecular function: serine-type endopeptidase activity. Gene Ontology annotation, biological process: proteolysis. The record is from RefSeq and is a predicted model, not a curated record. Lineage: Eukaryota; Viridiplantae; Streptophyta; Magnoliopsida; Arecales; Arecaceae.